This is a messenger RNA of Toxotes jaculatrix (banded archerfish), 4485 nucleotides long. RefSeq names its product transmembrane protein 108 (gene tmem108). The transcript is spliced from 5 exons. The record is from RefSeq and is a predicted model, not a curated record. Gene Ontology annotation, biological process: postsynaptic density organization; dendrite extension; retrograde axonal transport. Gene Ontology annotation, cellular component: endosome membrane; postsynaptic density; early endosome. Lineage: Eukaryota; Metazoa; Chordata; Actinopteri; Toxotidae. Bases 590 to 2161 code for a protein of 523 amino acids.
GGAUUUCAGCACAGACACGGCGCCCGGGGAGGAAACUCUGCAGCAGUCCUCAUUAAAAUUCCCUGCCCGUACGCUCACCACAGAAAACCUCCUUUAGUGGGUGGCACCGCGGCGUCCUGCGCGCCUCUUAAUUGCGCACCGCGCAUAAACGAGCGAUCGCGCUUUCAUCGGCAGUGGCCGCGGAUCGCGCUGCCUUGAGGCGGAGUGUUCGCUUCGUGUCCCGAUAUUUACGGUGUCGAGGCUGAGAGAGGAAAGGUGAGACUCAGAGGUCCAGCAAAGGGUGGCGCCCUGCGCAUCUCCAUCCAGAGCCUGGACACGCUGUGUCGCUUCCCAGGGAGCGCGGAGACCCACGGUAACAGUCCCCUCCUGCAGUCCUCUGCUGAGGCUUCACCGGCUUCUCGUUGCAGCUCAUGAUUGUGACAUUUCUCGGCGGGGACUGGCAACAUGUGCGCCCGGAUGGAGUGAAGUGUGACACAGCGGCUUUGGGGUUGCAUUUCUCUCGGAUACGCCAAGUACCCGACGUUACGGCGCACCUUGUGUAAUAGAGAACCAUGAGCACUGUAGAGGAGGAACCGGAUCACAUGAUACCAUGAAGACAAGCCUGCAGGUCCUGCGCUGCCAGCUGCUGAGUGUUCUAGCAUUCCUAGCACUGCCAGUAGCACUGGUAUCAUCAGCACAGGAGCUGUACCUCAGCCAUAUGUCCCAGGACUCUGUCUCCAUGGCAGCCAGCCACAGCAACCCCCUUUCUCCCCCCAAAUCUCCCCACUUGGACUGGCGUCAGGAAGGCUCCAGCGGCAGGGAAUGGUCAUCCAAAGAAGGAACUCAACCCACAAACAUCAUCACCCUCCACCCUUCAGCCUGGCUUCACACCACCCAAGCCUCCAGUUUGGCCCAUGAAGACCCUCCCACUCAUGACACAAAUGUUGUCACCCCAACCACUGUGAGCACUGAAAGCUGGGUUAAUCAGCCCCAAGAGCUGAGCUCUGAUAUUGUAAACCAAGGCCACAUGCACAAAUUGGUCAGGGUUCCUCAAGUCCAUAACCCAGUUACAGUCAGCACUAACCAGGCCAGCAGCAGCAGCCCUAAAUUUCUCAGCACAGCAGUCCCAAUUAUAGAUUUGGAAUCUACUGCCAGACGUGCUCCAAACCCCCUGGCUCUUAUGUCCAGCUCUGGAUCAGACAGAGGAGAUACACUCGCUGGACACCAUGUAGAGCCUCAGAAGUUGAUCGUGGAGGAACCCACUGACCCCAGCCAGCAUGUUCCAGAUCUCCAGCCCUCAUCAAUCGAUGGUGACCGUGCACUCGGCCUGAAACUCAGGGAGCAUGCUCGGGGUGUUCCAGAGGUGGCUGCACGCCACGCUAUCACCCUGAGGGAGGUGCGUGCAGGGAACGAGUCCCCCACUAGCGGGCUGGCAGUAGACCCAAAUGCAAGGUCCGUUUCUCCACUUGAGAGCCCACCAGAGAAUCAGACUUCCACUGCAGCCACCCCGACCCUGUCCACUGAGCGCAGACUCAAAACACAGAAUCCCACAGUCAUCCCAAACAACCACACUGCACUCAACAAGACCACCGGUGAGGAGGUUCAUGGUCAGGUUGUUCGAAGUCCCGGCACAGACAAUCCCCCUCUGGGACAGUCGUUGGGGAAUGUGACUACAUAUGGAGGGCUGCUCUUAAACAGCAGCUCAGUCGAGGGGAACAGCUCCGAGGCCCCGUCCACAGCCAGCAGGAACUUCCUGAACAGGCAGGUGCCUGCCACCACCCAGGACCCCUGGACAGUCGGCAACAGCUCGGGCCCCACUGUUGAAUCCCCGCUAUCCCGCAUGACCAUCUGCUUGAGCAGGAUGGACAUUGUGUGGAUUGUGCUGGCCAUUAGCGUGCCUGUGUCCUCAUGUUCUGUGCUGUUGACUGUGUGCUGUAUGAGGAGGAAGAAGAAGUCGUCAAGUCAGGAGAACAACCUCAGCUACUGGAACAAUGCCAUCACCAUGGACUACUUCAGUAGGCACGCUGUGGAGCUGCCCAGAGAGAUACACACUCUGGAGAGUGAGGAGCAUGACACCUGUCUACCCCCAAAUGGGGACUACAGCGGCAGCAGUGUGGUCCUGGUUAACCCUUUCUGCCAGGAGACCCUCUUCAUCAACAGAGACAAAGCUUCUGCCAUCUAGAGAGAGAAAACGAGAGACACUGUUGGAUUCUCCUCUUCUACUCCCCCUGCUGUUGUUGUCUAUUUUAUAUAUGUGGUAAAUAUUCAGAGACUUUGACUUUAUACUGUAUAUUAUAAACACAAAGAGCAACCUGAAAGGAGAGCGAUGUAAACAGACACUAUUUACUAUGAGGAUGCACCUGCAUAUUUUUCUGAUGUACAUUUUCUACAAAAGGCUUAAUUGUGAUAAAAGGUUUUUAUUGUCUUUAUAAAAUAGAGUAUAUGUGGUUUUGUUUCAUUACAGUGGCUUGAUGGCGAGUGCACUGUGAAUGUUGCCACAUGAAAUCUGCUUUAGAGAGAGAAACGUGCUAUGAAAACAUAAAAGCUGUUCUUUGUAAUUUUAUUUUUUCCUUUAAAAUCAAUCCCAAAAUACUUACAGCCUGUUGAACUUGAAUAUAGCACCUACAAAAUGGGGGACAGAGAUAUUUGGCAAAAUACCGCAGAUGAAAUCAGGGUGUGUAUUUAUCAAACUUCUAAGAAAGUUAAGAAUGCUCCAAAAAGCCAUCAGGUUGAAGAAGUCCGUUGUAAAAGUUGUCACCUUUAUGAACAACUCUCAAGUGAUUACAUGAUUAAUCAUGUGUAUGCUCAGGGCAGGAAUAGCCAAUCAGAGACAAGGAUUUAACCUGCAUUUGCCUCAUUUUUCAUUCUUUAGAAAACAUCCUCAUAUUUUCCACAGUGAUAUGUUUUUCUCAUGUAUGUGAUUUACAUUUUUUUUAAAGUUCAUUGUCUUUGUGUGGAAGUAUUAGCAUCUCCCGUAUUAGCAUCUCCCAUAUCAAUUAAAAUGUAACAAUCAUAUUUUUAUAAUAUGCAAUAAUUUUUAAAAUAAUAAUAUUAAUCAUUUAUUUAUAAAGCGACAGAACAUAGCAGAGUAUAAAAUCUAACAUUAAAAGAAGUUUUAAAGGUUACAAAUGCAGGAUGCAUACAUUAUAAGUAAGGAUUAGAAAUGAGGAUAUAAGAUGAAAUGUAAACAAAAAGAUUGCAGGUGUUGUUUGCACCCCUGAUAAAUGCAGGAAAAAAUGCAUCAUUUUAAAACAUGAUCCUUAAAGCAUGUGUUCACCACUGUCUCUGAAGUCACCUUGGCUGAAGGCCGCUUUUUAACCAAAUUAAAAGCACCUCUGGGGCUCUUUAAAAGGUAAGAUUUUCAUUUUAAGUCAUAAAAAAAUGAAUAGGUUUUAUUCUUUGAAAGUUUGAAAGUAGGAGUAAAAGUGGAGGACUUUAACUUUUAUCUGUGAGCAGUUUGAUAAAUACGAGCCUGGAUUUUAAUUGUGAAUUUGAGCAAACUAUUUGGAGGAUUUGGUGUCUACAUCUCUGAAUGAUGGUGCAUCUGUCAGUCAAACGGAACUGACUUGAAAUGGCUUUCCCCCUCAUGUGUCACCAGCUUCUCUUAAGAGGGACCACAUAGAUGUCUUAAUUCUUUAUGUUGGCCCUUUAUAUAUCAGUAUGUGUGUGUGAAUGCCUUCUUCGUGCAUGUAAGCGUAUUGUGUGAGUGUCCAGUGAAGUGUGUAUGGACGAGCUGAAAUGUGCUGCCCCCUUAACCAAAUAUCACUGUUACUUUAAGACAAACAAGACUUUGUAUCAUCUCAGCUCAGUUUAUCUGUUUCUCUGUGUGUGUGUGUCUGUGUGUGUGCUUCUGUAUGUGUGUUUCUGUCUGUCUCUUGUCUUGUGGAGUGGCUACUGGUUAUUGCCCAGUUUGAGAAAGAUUUUCUCAGCGCUGUAGGAAACAAUUAGACCAUCCCUUGCUCCUGUGUCUCCUUCCCCCCAUAAAUAACGUGUUUGUCCAUCCAUGCAAACUGUGUUUGUUGAAAUGUUGAAUGAUUGUGAAUCAGUUAUUGGACCACAUAACGUGUGUUAGAGGCUGUCAAAAAUCUCAACCAAUAAAAACACUGACACAAAAAAUGUAUGCUGAAUAUUUACUGUGAGCACAUACAGAGGCGUUUGAAUAUUUUGUUUAAUUACUGAACCUGUGGUCCUUCUAUCAUGUUUUACUUUGCAUCGCUGCAGUUUUAUUCAAUAAUCGAUGCUGCCUGCCUCUAUUGUCGCUAAAGAUUUUCUGCAUUGUGCGAUGUUGUUCUGAAGUCACUGAUUGAAGCGGUGACGAUCAAUAACACGGUUAAACAUAUUGAUAUUUCCUGCAUUGGAUGCUCACAGCUGGGCUUGUUGUUUUGCACGCUCAAAAAGUGGAUAUUUUACAAAACGUUCAGUGGCACGGUGGAGCAGUGUUCAACAUUAUGUAUUUUUUGUACUGUAGUAUACACUGUACUUUUUACUGCUGAGCAAUAAAACAAA